Mytilus californianus (California mussel) is the source of this 4224-nucleotide messenger RNA. RefSeq names its product zinc finger protein-like 1. The coding region runs from base 103 to 1092 and encodes 329 amino acids. The record is from RefSeq and is a predicted model, not a curated record. The transcript has 6 exons. Gene Ontology annotation, cellular component: Golgi apparatus. NCBI's taxonomy places the organism in Eukaryota, Metazoa, Mollusca, Bivalvia, Mytilida, Mytilidae.
AGAACACGAACAGAUCCACGUCGGUUUAGCUUCCGGCAAACAUUUCAGACAAGUUAGAAGAAUAAUCUGAUAAAUUAAGUUAAGAAAACAUAUUUAUUUGACAUGGGGCUUUGUAAAUGCCCGAAGAAGAAAGUAACUAACUUGUUUUGCUUCGAACACAGAGUAAAUGUCUGUGAAAACUGUUUAGUCGCAAAUCACCAAAAGUGUAUAAUUAAGUCAUAUCUACAAUGGUUACAAGACAGUGACUACACUCCUUUAUGUGUUCUGUGUGAUAAGAAUCUGUCUGAUGAAAAUUGUGGAGAAUGUGUACGACUGACAUGUUAUGAUGUUUUUCACUGGUUUUGUUUAAACAAAUAUGCCCAACAGUUGCCUUCCAACACAGCACCAGCUGGUUACACUUGCCCGUGUUGUAAAGCAGGAAUAUUUCCUGCACAGAAUGUGGUAUCACCUGUAGCUGAACACCUGAAAGAGUACCUGUCUAAAGUUAAUUGGGCUAGAGCUGGAUUGGGGUUACCUUUGAUAGAAGAAACAGAGGCUCCAGUGCAACCACCUUCAAAGUUUGAAGAGACCAAGACCACACAAGAUACUCCAGUCAAAAAAGAAUAUGCACAAACCACAUCCUCAAGUCCCAAAACAACACCUAAUCAUACACGUCCCAGUGCACAUGUAGCACCAACAGUCAGUUCAAACACACACCAUAGUGUUAUAAGUGUAGAUACUGGUACAUCAGUUAGAGGCUCUGAUAAAGCUUAUGGUGUUGUAGAUCCAAGAAAAGUCUUUGACACAACAAAAGAUGAUUAUUUAAAUCUAUCAAGUGACCAUGAUGACAACAAAUACAGAAGGAGAUCAGCCAUGGAAUGGUUAAAGAAUUGGCUGAAAUCAAGGGAUGUUAAAGGAAAGAAGAAAGAUCCAGCAGCUGUGAGGAAGAAAUUCUUUUUAGUUUUAUUAAUUGGACUUAUAGGUUUUAUUACUGUGAUUAUCAUAUUCCAUAGACUAGGCAGAGAAGGUUCAGAUGAUGACCCUUUAUUAGAUAUGAUGGCUAAUCCAAACAUUAGAGUCAAUGAAAACAGAGGUCAAGUGUUAGGAGAGUAAUUUGUUUUUUUAAUUAUUUAUAUGUUUUUUCUGUAUUAAAACAUAGAUGCUUGGUACUUAGACCCCCCUUUUUUGUUGUCUAAAUUUUUAUCUUUAGUAAUCUAAUGUGUUCUUGCUCUUAUCCAUAUGGCAUUAAAAGAAUAUUAAGAAGAGAGAGGCAUAAUAUAUUAACUACUGUAAUUGUAAUGUCGUAUGGAUAACAGCAAGACUAUAUUAAAGAAAUAAAGUAAAAAUAAGAAGAUUUACUGAACCAAAAAAAAACGCCAAAAAAUAGAAAUAGAAAAAGGGAGAUCCAUGCGUCAAGCAUCUGUGUAUUGGAUGUUAUACAUGUUAACCUGUUAUAAUUGUGGUGCAUAUUUAUGUUCACUUAAGAUGCUUUGUUACUAGAUUGUGUUGAAGGUUGUUUUUUUCAAGGUGGUAUACAUACAGAAAAUGUAAUCAAAACAGGGAAUAUAAAUACAGGUAAUGAAAUAUGGCUGCAGUAUCAUAGAUGUAUUUGAUUUUCAUUUUUCAUAUUUAAAUCAAAAGCAUUUCCUUGUGUUCCUUUGAAACAAAUACAAUGGUAGAUGGACAUUUACUGCUUCCACAAGAAAAAUAUGUUUGUAAUGCUCUUCAGAAAUUACUGGUUCUGUGAAAUUUGGAGCUUAAUAGAAUCUGUAUUAUUGCUCAAAAAGAAUCUGUACUACUGUGAACUUUGAAGCUUAACAAAGUCUUUCUUUUUGUAAAUUCAGAGCUAAAUAGAGUCUGUUUUAAGGAAACUUACACAAAAAAGCUUGUAUAAAUGCAACUUUAAAAUGUAUCAUUAAUAGCAUUUGGUAUUCAUUAUAUAUGUGGUCACAUGUCUGAUAAAAAAUAUGCUCAUAUUAUUUCAUUAUCACUUAAAUGUCUAUGAGCAAAAAGCUUUCAGUCAUAAAACAACUUAUCAUGACAGUAAACACAGACAAGAUGUUAUCAGUGGUUAUGUUGGCAAAUUGGUUGAAAUGAUAUUUUAAGUAGCUGAUGUUAAGAUUUCAUUUUGAUAGUGCAAAAAUUGAAAAUACCUAGUGAAUAAAAAACAAAAGAUUUAAAUAUACAUAAUUAUCAUUGCUUAUGUUUUAAAUCACCUCAAUUUAGAAUUGAAAACUGACACAUAACUCUCACUUUUUACCUAUUAUCUUUUCAUUGUUCAUUGAUUUUUGUUUUAUAUCUGAUUUUUAGUUAAAACUAUGUUUAAAAUAAUUGAUAAACAAUUAAAGAUUUAAUUAUUCUUUACAAUCUGUUAUCUGUGUUUAUCUGUACUUUUCAGGCCUUUCUAAUUUAAUCAUCUCAAAAAAUAAAAGUUAAGUAUGUUUUGUUCUGCCUCUUUCAUUGUCAACUGAUAUUGGUGUCAGACAACAGGUUCAUAUAAACACUGAAGUUAUUUAUAAUGAGUUUUUGUAGAAUUGUAGUUAUUUUCGAAAUUACUGAUAUAAUGAUUAACUGCAUGGUAUUAUAUCUGUAUUGUAGAUCAUUAUUUAUUCCAUUCAUAUGCACCACAGGCACUUGUCUCAGAAAAAAAAUUUCCUAUAUACCUUAAUAAUUUUUUCUGAGACAAGUGCCUGUGAUAUGCACAAAGAGAACAGAACAUUAAUUUUGGCUUUGGAGGAAAUUGCACAACAAAAUUCUACGUGAAAAUACAUUAUAAUAAGGCUUUUAAAUUUUGAUUUUGGCUAAAUUAUCAGGAUAUGCUUUGUAGGUGUUGGGGGUGGGGGGGGGGGGACAAUGGGACCAACAAUGCUUAAUUGUAUAUAUUAAUAUAGUGCUUAUAAGACUGUAAUAUUGAGUCUUAUUGACACAAUUCAUUUCAAAACAUUUUUCAAAAUCAUAAAAUAUAUUAUUAUACAGCCAUAAUACAGGAUUAUACAAUUUGUUAUCACUUGACCUAAGCAUUAACAUAAUGAUGAUUUGUAUUGAAACCCCAAAAAAGAAGAAUUUUUUAUGAACUUUUCAAUAAAUUAUUCAUAGGUAUAUUCAUCAUAUAAAGAGGCCUUAAAACUUGUAUGUUUAGGUUAAUCAUAUAUUCUUUGAUUCUUUUUUGACAUACAGGUAUACCCUAAUUUUCAUGCCCCACCUACCAUAGGAGAGGGGCAUUAUGGUUUUCGGUCUGUGCGUUCGUCCGUCUGUCCCGCUUCAGGUUAAAGGUUUUGGUCAAGGUAGUUUUUGAUGAAGUUGAAGUCCAAUCAACUUGAAACUUAGUACACAUGUUCCCUAUGAUAUGAUCUUACUAAUUUUAAUGCAAAAUUAGAGUUUUGACCCCAAUUUCACAGUCCACUGAACAUAGAAAAUGAUAGUGCGAGUGGGGCAUCCAUGUACUAUGGACACAUUCUUGUUUAUCAUGUUUUCUGUACACGCAAUGUUAAAGUAAGAUUUUUUUCUAAAGAUAUUUAAAAAAAAAUUCCUUCUGACCAUACCUGAUAUAUCAGCAUGUUGCCUUAAACACACAUUCUGUUUGAGAGCAAACUCAAUAAUAUGAUUUUUAAUUCUCAUAGAAGAGAAGGUAUGAUAAGACCACUCUUAUUACUCCUUAAAUUCCAAAGAAGAAAAAAGUAUAAUAUAUCUAUCAAAUAACUUUCUUCAGAUGUUCUUAAGACUUAAGUCUGUCAGAUAUUGGCAAUUAUAUUGAUGAAUUUUGCCAUACAUAUGUGCUCUAUGUGACUUCAGAUACUUGCUUCAAAUGCAAAUUGCAUCAACUGCCGAAAUAGCCAUAUUUUGAGAGCUUUUGUAAAUUGUAAUAUUUCAAUAUGAGCCAUGGCCUUGUUCAAAAAGGUAUUUGCUAUAAAAGAUGUAUUAUACACAAUUAUUAAUGUGGAUCUAUCAUUUUCCCCAUAACUAUGUGUAAAAUGGUCAUUUUUUUACAAACAUAUCCAUUUUAAAAUGUUCAUGAUGUCAAUGACAUCAAAACUGACAUCUCUGGACUAAGUGUUUAGAUUCUAUCUACUUAUUCAUUAAGAAUUAACACAAUUUUGAAAGGAUUCAUUGAAGAAUUUGUCUAUUUUUGCUAUUUCAGAGAGGAAAUUAUGGUCACCAUGCUUCCUCCUCUAAGUUAUAUGUACUUUUUCUUAAAGAUAUUUAAAUGCUUAAUGUUAUGAAUAAAGAUCUUUAUAAAAGUCUUAA